This is a messenger RNA of Arxiozyma heterogenica, 489 nucleotides long. RefSeq names its product peptidylprolyl isomerase CPR1 (gene CPR1). The coding region runs from base 1 to 489 and encodes 162 amino acids. NCBI's taxonomy places the organism in Eukaryota, Fungi, Ascomycota, Saccharomycetes, Saccharomycetales, Saccharomycetaceae. Gene Ontology annotation, molecular function: peptidyl-prolyl cis-trans isomerase activity. The record is from RefSeq and is a predicted model, not a curated record. The transcript has a single exon. Gene Ontology annotation, biological process: protein peptidyl-prolyl isomerization; protein folding.
AUGUCUAAAGUUUACUUCGACGUUGAAGCUGAUGGCCAAGCCUUAGGUAGAAUCACUUUCCAAUUAUACAACGAUGUUGUCCCAAAGACUGCUGAAAACUUCAGAGCCUUAUGUACCGGUGAAAAGGGUUUCGGUUACGCCGGUGCUCCAUUCCACCGUGUCAUUCCAGACUUCAUGUUACAAGGUGGAGACUUCACCAACGGUAACGGUACCGGUGGUAAGUCCAUCUACGGUGCUAAAUUCCCAGAUGAAAACUUCGCUAAGAAACAUGAAAGACCAGGUCUUUUAUCUAUGGCCAACGCUGGUCCAAACACCAACGGUUCUCAAUUCUUCAUUACCACUGUUCCAUGUCCAUGGUUAGAUGGUAAGCACGUUGUCUUCGGUGAAGUCGUUGAUGGUUACGACGUCGUUAAGAAGAUCGAAAGUUUAGGUUCUCCAUCUGGUGCUACUAGAGCUAGAAUUAUUAUUGCUAAAUCUGGUGAAUUAUAA